CGCCAACAUGGAGGCGGCCGUCGGCGUCCCCGACGGCGGGGAGCCGGGCGGCCCGGGGCCCCGCGAGGACGCGACGCCCAUGGACGCGUAUCUGCGCAAGCUGGGCUUGUACCGCAAGCUGGUGGCCAAGGACGGCUCGUGCCUCUUCCGGGCCGUGGCCGAGCAGGUGUUGCAUUCUCAGUCUCGCCAUGUUGAAGUCAGAAUGGCCUGUAUUCACUAUCUUCGAGAGAACCGAGAGAUGUUUGAAGCGUUUAUAGAGGGGCCAUUUGAAGAUUAUUUAAAACGAUUGGAAAAUCCACAGGAAUGGGUUGGACAAGUGGAGAUAAGUGCCCUUUCUCUUAUGUACAGGAAAGAUUUUGUAAUUUAUCAGGAACCAAAUGUUUCUCCUUCACAAGUAACUGAAAAUAAUUUUCCUGAUAAGGUAUUACUGUGUUUUUCAAAUGGAAAUCAUUAUGACAUUGUCUAUCCCAUAAAGUAUAAAGAGAGCUCAGCUAUGUGUCAGUCUCUUCUUUAUGAAUUAUUAUAUGAAAGGGUAUUUAAAACUGAUGUCAGUACAAUCUUGAUGGGACUAGACACCUCUGAAGUAGCUGACGAAAACAGUGAAGUAUCAGAUUCCGAGGAUGACAGUUUCAAGAGUAAAAUGACAACUGCCAACGAUGUGAAUGGGAUUAAAGCUUUGUCAGAUGACCAGCACCUGAAAAACAAUGGGAACUCUCCUAGCCUGCCUUUGUCUAGAAAGGUUCUUAAGUCACUCAAUCCGACAGUUUAUAGAAAUGUGGAAUAUGAGAUUUGGCUGAAGUCUAAGCAAGUCCAACAAAAGCGUGAUUAUUCCAUUGCUGCUGGCUUACAAUAUGAAGUUGGGGAUAAAUGCCAACAGGUUAGGUUUGAUCACAAUGGGAAAUUUUCUAAUGCAGACUUUCAAGGGGCUCAUUCUGAGAAUGGACCAGUUCUGAUUGAAGACCUUGGAAAGAAACACUCACCGAAGAACCUCAAACAACCUACUUCAGAAAGCUGGAACACAGUGUCAGGGAAGAAGACAAAAAAGCCUUCCACCUCUGGACAAAAUUUCCAUUCUGACAUGGAUUAUAGAGGGCCAAAGAAUUCAAGCAAGCCAAUAAAAGCCCCAUCAGCACUACCUCCUCGACUCCAGAACCCUUUAGGAGUGAGACAGCAUGCAUUUUCCAGUCAUUCGACAGGGUCACCGUCUCAAAAAGCCUCCAGUGAGCACAAAAAUCUAAGUAGGACCCCCUCCCAGAUAAUACGGAAAUCUGACCGUGAGAGAGCUGAUGACUUUGAUCACGCAGGUCAAGAAUCUAACUAUUUUGGCCUCUCCCCAGAAGAGCGAAGAGAGAAGCAAGCUAUAGAAGAAUCCCGUUUACUCUAUGAGAUCCAGAAUAGAGAUGAACAGGCCUUCCCAGCUCUUUCUAGCUCAUCAGCCAGCCAGCCAACCUCUCAGAAUAGCAACCCGUGUGCCCAGAGAAAAGCACAUGUAAGUGAUAGGAAAGGAAGCAGGCGGAGAGUGGACACUGAGGAGCGAAAAGAUAGAGACUCUAUCCAUGGACAUGCGCAUUUGGAUAAAAAAGCCGAAUCAAGCACAUUGGAGAGUAUUAGUGAAGAUAAAUGUGCACGAGUUUCAUCACCAUCAAAGUCAAAGAAAGUAGAGUGCCAGACUCCUGCAGAACAAAAGCCAGCAGAACACGUGUCUUUGUCAAAUCCAGCUCCCCUUCUAGUUUCUCCAGAGGUUCAGCUCACUCCUGCCGUGCCUUCCUUACCAGCCACUGUGCCAGCCUGGCCAAGUGAACCUACAACUUUCGGACCAACAGGUAUCCCGACGCAAAUUCCUGUUUUGUCAGUGACACAGACUCUGACCACGGGGCCUGAUUCUGCUGUGUCCCAAGCUCAUUUAACACCCUCUCCAGUUCCUGUGACAAUACAAGCAGUUAACCAGCCCUUGAUGCCUUUGCCUCAGACACUGAGCCUCUACCAGGACCCGCUCUAUCCUGGGUUUCCUUGCAAUGAGAAGGGAGACCGAGCCAUCGCACCACCUUACUCACUGUGUCCCACCGGGGAAGACCUGCCUAAAGAUAAGAACAUUCUUCGAUUCUUUUUCAAUCUCGGUGUAAAGGCAUAUAGCUGUCCUAUGUGGGCCCCACAUUCAUACCUGUACCCUCUGCAUCAGGCCUACCUGGCAGCCUGCAGGAUGUACCCAAAGGUCCCUGUUCCUGUGUAUCCUCAUAACGCUUGGUUUCAAGAAGGUCCUGCUCAGAACGAGAGUGAUUGUACCUGUGCCGAAGCUCACUUCUCCAUGCAGACGGAGGCCAGCGUGAAUGGGCAGAUGCCACAGGCAGAGAUGGGACCACCGCCCUUUUCUUCACCUCUGGUUAUGCCUCCGCCUCAGGUGUCGGAGAGUCACGGACAGAUUCCUUACCAGCCAGACCUUGAACCUGAAAGCUCGGGGCAGCUGCUUCAAGCUGAAUACGAAGAGUCUCUGGGUGGCAAGAACCUGUUUCCACAGCCGUCCUUUGGCCCGAACCCGUUCUUGGGCCCGGUUCCUAUCGCCCCUCCUUUCUUCCCUCACGUUUGGUAUGGCUACCCUUUUCAGGGAUUCAUCGAAAACCCGGUGAUGAGGCAGAGUAUCGUUCUGCCGUCGGACGAGAAAGGAGAGCUGGACCUGCCCCUGGAGCACCUGGACCUGUCUCGAGAGUGUGGGUCCGUGCCAGCAGUCGGCGAGUGUCAGGACGCCGGUGGCCAGGCUGCCCACACCCUCCCCGAGACAUGCGGGAGCCGCCAGCACGAGGGCCGGGCAGAGCAGUCGUCCCAGACCUCCAAGGCAGGCCUGGUGUCGGCUUGCAGCCCCCCUGUGGCCGAGAGCGAGCCUCAUCUCCCCACUCAGGUUCUGCACAGGGACAGGGAGCCGGUGCCUGUUGAACUGGAGCCCAAAAGGACCAUUCCAAGUGUGAAAGAAAAACCAGAAAAGGUGAAAGAAGCGAAGACGGCUGCUGAUGUGGUCGGCGGGGCCAACUCUGUGGAGAGCAGAGUGCAGAGACCAAAAGAGGAGAGCUCGGAAGAUGAAAAUGAAGUCUCUAAUAUUCUGCGAAGUGGGAGAUCCAAGCAGUUCUACAAUCAGACCUACGGGGGCCGGAAGUACAAGAGUGACUGGGGUUACUCCGGCCGGGGAGGCUUCCAGCACUCUCGAGGGGAGGAGUCCUGGAAGGGCCAGCCUGGCCGCAGCCGCGAUGAGGGUUACCAGUACCACCGCAGCGUCAGAGGCCGGCCCUACCGAGGGGACAGGAGGAGGUCAGGGAUGGGCGAUGGCCAUCGGGGACAGCACACCUGACCAGUGUAACAGUGUGUUCUAGGGCAGAAACCUUUUCUUAGGUGGAGUGUGUCUAAAGGCUUUAAAACAUUUGAAAUAAAAUCCCAGAUUGGAACUCCAUCCGCCCCGCCCCCUCUCCCCUCUCUCUCACCCUGGACUAGAGAUCUGGACAUGAGUUCAAGGGGGGCAGGGAAUUCCUAGUGUUGCUAUUUUUCUUUGUUCAAAAUCUAUUUAUAGGGUGAUUGCCCCCAUAAAAGAUAGAAAAUAAGUUUGUUUAAAGUAUUUUUUAUAAACAGCUUAAUAUAAAAACAUAGAUUUAGUGUUUUUUUCCGUAUAUAAGUUUAAUUUUAAAUGUUGAAAAUGUGUGCUUUAUAGUGUUUACUAAAUCAACAAGGAAAUAUACCAUUUGACACAGAUUCCAAACCAUAACAUUGCACCAAAUAGAAAUGUAUAUUUUAUUAUGCAAUGCCUUAGUCAUAAACUGGGCUCAAACAGUUCUCAGCCUAAAACACUGUCUUUUGAAAUGCUUCCAACCCAAAGGCCUUUCAUCUCAAUAUCUGUCAAACUUGAAGAAUGUCUUCUCUUUAAUAUUACACAUAAGGCAGCCUAUUAACCGUGUCUUAGAAAUGUUGUAUAUAGUUCUUUUACUAUUCAUAGGGUAUAUUUUUGAAUUUUCAGUGAAUUCUUGUCGAACUUGAGAUCACAUGCAAGAACAGAUGUUUAAGAAACUGUAGGAAAUCUAAUGAAAUGGCUGUUUCCACCAAGAAUUCUUAGCACUGGUGUAAAUAUCAUGGUGCCUACUAGAAAGAAGUGUAGAUGCUAUGCAUUUUGGAAAUGAUCUGCAUCUGUUAAAACUGCAGAAGUUUUUUAAUGCCACUUUAACACUAAUGCACUGACAGAUUAAAAUAUUUUGAGAAGAAAUGUUAAAAUUUGUAGCUUGACAGGUUUCUACAGUAACUGUUGUUUUCUUCAUGCACCAUUGGUUAUGUGCAUCACUUUACAUUUGUGUGUUCAGUCUUCGUGGCUGGAACUGUUGUACAAAAAAGGAUGAUUGUGACUUCUAGUUCUUUUCUAGAGGAUGCUGCUAGAAAAUGGUUUCGGUUUGCGUUUUAUUGCUGUUACCUCCCAGUAACAUGUCUCUGAUCCCGCUUCCUUCCAGUCUUUGCAGUAUUCACUAGAAGGCCCCUUUGCAUGUUGCACUCUGUCCUCAUUUGGAGAUUGUACUCUCUGAAUUAACACAGUAUUCAUUCAUCUGUGUUACUACUCUGUAGAAGAAACUAGCUAAUUUCAUUUGUACAUAUCAAUGUGAAAACCUACCUAACCUUUUUAACAUUUUCUUUUGAUCAGGAAGUUUGAGUGCUACACAAAUAAUAGUAAUUGCUCUCUGCAUGCUAUUUGUAAUAUACCUAGCCAAAAAUUGAUUUUUUUUUAAAAAGAGAAAGCAAAAUAAAAACAUGCAAUUCACUUGAAUUUGACAAACUGAAGUAGAUGAGUUUUCUGGUUUCUCUAAUCUAUAGGAAUGUUUGGAUGCCAGCUAGGCUCAGUGAAUCUCCACUGUACUGUAAUAAUGGUUAUUUACCUCUGUGUUGUUUUAAUUACCUAAUGUCUGUGUAACUGCUGAUUUGAGAAGUGAUUAGCAUUUAGAUGUUUUGUAACGUAGGAUUAUAGAGAGCACUUUGAAAGAUAACAUUUUAUGAUGAUGGUGCUAGGUAAAAAUUUGUAAAGACUGGGAUGGUUGUGUGGAAAAGAAUUCUGAAGAAAACCUGUUAAGUAAUUUCUGUUGUCAUCUAUGUGAGGGCAUUUGAGGAAGGUGUUGCGUAAGCCAUUGUUUUUUCCUUAGUUAACAUCAACAGUUAUUAGGGAAUGAGAAGAGAGAGGGUCUUUCCCCUUUUAGCUCAUGCUUUUUAAUGUAGGAUAGUUUACCUGAUAAUUUUUAUGACAAAUCACAUUUAGAUGUAACUAUCAGGUUGAAAAAUAAAGUAUGUUUGAUCUCAGGAGUCCAAAAUAAAUCACUUAUUUCCAGUGUCCUUUAUUUUCUGGACUGGGAUUUGAUCUCAGUUUCUUCUGGAAAAGUUUUAAAGUUGGAUAGGAGAAAACAGUGUCCGUCAUUUCUUCUCUGUCACUGUCUUACCUCAAUGAAGUACCAGAAUACUCUUAGUCCUGAGGGGGAACACUGAUGUGCUUCCGGCCUCCCUCUUACCUCCAGGAUACGCUGGGAGCCGGGUUGAAAGAACUUCAGCCAGUGGUACUUGACUCAGUGACCUCGGGAACCGUAGAACUCUGGCUAUGCGAGAGUGAGUUCUGGAAUGAUCAGUCUGUGUGUGAAAGGUCAGUUUUGUUUUUUUUCCUUUAGUUAUAUUUUGCCUUAUGCUGAGGUCAAACUAGGGCCAAACGGGAUAUUAUCACCCUUCAUUUUAACCAGUCAUAAUGUGUACUUAAACGAAAAAUGAUGUUUUCUGAAUGAGAGAAGAAUAAAAGCCUAGAACAGGAAAGCAUUUGAAUUAGAGUUGGAAAUUAUGGAACUUCAGUAUAUUACAUUUGGAAGAACACAUUUAUAGAAUGACCAAAGCUCACUUGUUCUUUCUGUUGCUUCUGCUAAAGUUGAUUCCUGCCCUGCCCCGUUACUAUUUUUUUUUUUUACCAAGUUUAUUUCUUCUCAGACAAAUCUUCAACUCUUGUCCCACAUACUUGUUGGCAGGGGUUGCUGGCUUCUGUGCUAACUCACACCUCAUGAUGGCCGCCGUCAGCUGAGACCCUGCCGCCCUGCAAGUGGGAGUGGGUUUCCCCAAACCAUAACGCCCAUCAGCUUAUUGAAUGCAAGCCCCGUGUAUCCGUAGGGUGUGAUGUUUCUUUGUGACUUAAAAAUGCUUGUGAACCGCGAAGUUGCUUAUGAUUGACUUGGUGCAAUAAAGUUGCUUUCUAACCACUCUGGUUUAGAAAACAUGCAGCCAUCUUAGAAUUCUAGCAAUAUUUAUUUAUGCCUCGUUCCUCUGACCAUCUGUGCAGAUGAGGUUGACUUUCACAUGGGUACUAAGCAAGGUCCAUUUGUGUAGCUGAAGAGAAUGCAUAUUUGGCUACAUGAUUUCUGUUUACUGUGUUUUGCUCCCUAUUUUAUGUCUCAAUGCUAUUGUUUUGUUUAAAACCUUAAUAAUGGCUCAGUUUUGAUAUGUCAGUUUUAAAGAACUAAGGUUUUGCUACUAGUGUUAGCCAUAAUCUCCCAGUAAUUGGGCUUUCCCACUGAUAGGGAUGUUUUUUCCUCCUGAAAUAGAAGUUUUAGAAAAUCCUAGGAAAGGGGUGGGUGCAUGUCUUAUAAUGCUGGGAAACAGCAACUUUGGGGUUGAAUUUACUUGAAUGGAUUAAAAAUUGCAUUGUUACAGAGCUAGAAAAUUUAUGUAUGAAAAUGAUAAUAGCCUUACACUGAGUACAAAUAAUACUUAAAGCAUGUGAAGAUGUGAUCAUUUGUGAUGUUACUUGUAAAAAAAAGUAUAUUAUACAUAUCUUUUGAAGUGUUGAAAGGAAAAUAGUACUUUAUAUUCUUUAUCAUAUCACUUUUUGUAAGUGUUGAAUAUAUUCCUGUUUAUUUUUCUAUGUUCUGUUUUGUAGCCUUAAGAAGUGUUUCAAACAUAUCUGAAUGUAUAAAAUAAGAGUAAAUGCCCUACAUGGUGUGAUAUGCUGCAUUAUAUAUAAAACUGUGUGCAUAUAUUAAAUUUUGUUUUUGA
Sorex araneus (European shrew) is the source of this 7035-nucleotide messenger RNA. It is a transcript of the gene OTUD4, whose product is annotated as OTU deubiquitinase 4. NCBI's taxonomy places the organism in Eukaryota, Metazoa, Chordata, Mammalia, Eulipotyphla, Soricidae. Gene Ontology annotation, biological process: negative regulation of toll-like receptor signaling pathway; regulation of protein K48-linked deubiquitination; negative regulation of interleukin-1-mediated signaling pathway. The transcript is spliced from 21 exons. Bases 8 to 3337 code for a protein of 1109 amino acids. The record is from RefSeq and is a predicted model, not a curated record. Gene Ontology annotation, molecular function: K63-linked deubiquitinase activity; cysteine-type deubiquitinase activity.